UAUCCGUAAGCAAUCAAGAGUCGGCAUUGUGUAAACAUAGGUAGCAGAAGAACUUGAUUAAAUACAGAGGCAAUCAUGAGGCUAUUGACGUGGGUUGUGAUUUUAUUCUCAGUUGCAACGAAAGGUCUAGAAAACUUAAGUCAACUUGAUACAUUUAGAGGAAUUGCUUCACAGAGCAGUUCAUACUAUUCUACUUCUCGAUACAAUGCAGACAAGGCUGUGGAUGGAAUUUUGGAAGACGCUGGUGGUGAAGAAACGUGCAGCAUUACUGUAGGAAAUCAUGGUGAAGAGGAAGCUUGGUGGAAACUUCCGUUUAAACAAAUGUCUAAUGUCGCUUACUUGGAAAUAUAUUUUAGAAGCUCAACUGUAAAUCGACAUGUGGGAUUUUCUGUUUUUGUGUUCAACAACUCAGCGUACAUCCCUCCAUCAAAUCCAUCUCAGCAUAAAGUGUUCACGCACAAUCCAUCUAAGUGUCUUGAACGUGUGACAAAUGUAACUAUCAAUAAGGUGACGCAAGGAAUAGCCUUGUAUAACCCUAAAGAACCUACGUCCAGAACAGUAUGUCGUGGUUUUGAGCCGAACUUUGCAACCAUUGAAGUCUGUGAAGUAAAUGUGAUGGGUUGUCCAUCUAAACAUUAUGGAGAUAACUGCACUCUCUGUGAUGUGAAAUGCCGUGAUAGGCAAUGUGAUGCCUUUAAUGGUUCUUGUAUCUAUGGAUGUAGUGAAACUGUCACUGAAACACCUUAUUGUUCGGGUAAGAGACAUGUAUUUUUAAUCAUAUGUAUAUGUAAUGUAUGGGUAAUCCGGGAAAGAGUAAAUUUGCGUUUGCGUUAA
Saccostrea cuccullata (small rock oyster) is the source of this 834-nucleotide messenger RNA. RefSeq lists its product as uncharacterized. The transcript has 4 exons. The record is from RefSeq and is a predicted model, not a curated record. Bases 76 to 834 code for a protein of 252 amino acids. NCBI's taxonomy places the organism in Eukaryota, Metazoa, Mollusca, Bivalvia, Ostreida, Ostreidae.